Messenger RNA from Ilyonectria robusta, 165 nucleotides. RefSeq lists its product as uncharacterized. The record is from RefSeq and is a predicted model, not a curated record. The transcript has a single exon. NCBI's taxonomy places the organism in Eukaryota, Fungi, Ascomycota, Sordariomycetes, Hypocreales, Nectriaceae. Bases 1 to 165 code for a protein of 54 amino acids.
AUGUGUGACUUUGCCAAAAACUACUACAUCUACACAUCCUGCAUGGAUCCCGGGACUCACUUUUGCAAGACCUCCACCGAUGGAAAUAAAAAAAAGGCCUGUCCUAAGGGACCCCAUGAGCGCUACAUCGUGUUGCCCGAAACCUGCCCACUAUGUUGUGGCUGA